This is a messenger RNA of Schizosaccharomyces cryophilus OY26, 4356 nucleotides long. Its product is annotated as C2 domain-containing protein. Bases 377 to 3970 code for a protein of 1197 amino acids. Lineage: Eukaryota; Fungi; Ascomycota; Schizosaccharomycetes; Schizosaccharomycetales; Schizosaccharomycetaceae. Gene Ontology annotation, molecular function: lipid binding. The record is from RefSeq and is a predicted model, not a curated record. The transcript has a single exon.
AGCAUCAAUUCGAUGAUUCCAAUUUCAUCGAUUGCUUAACUUCAGUGUAUACGUUGGCUGAGCAUACCAAGUAAAUAGAAUAUUAACUAACUGUUAUUCAUCUAUUCACCUGUUACCAAACGCUUAGCACUGCCGUUUACAAGUAACCUUCAGACCCUUUUCGUCUCACUAGAUAUAUGCAAAAGAUUUCGAAAAACUAAUAAAGCGAAAUUUCUGUUUUAAUACCUGCUUUUUACUGUUCGUAUUGCUUGAGAUCAGUUUGUAUUAUUUCAUUGUGAAUCUAUAUUUACUUCUAUAUCCGAAUAUUUAUUGCCGAUUUUUUUGGAAGACUGACAAGUGCAUUUGAUUCAUUGAAGAAGAUUUGAGGACAUUUAUCAUGGCCACCCACGAAGAAGAACAUGAGCGUAUCCCAGCAGGUGAUCCCUACUCUUCUCGUCGUCCUAUCCCUACUAUCCCAAGGUUCUUUCGUGAAAGAAAAGAACGUGCGGACGUACGAGAAAAACAAAAGGCUGAAAAGCAUCGAAAGGAAUCCACACAAGAAGAACUGUUUGAUCCUAUCACUCAGCGGAACGUUGAGAUCUCUGAUAUUAAAUUUGGUAGCCAAAAAGCUUAUGAAAAUCCCAGCUACACUGUACCCAACCAAAACAUUCAAUCUGGGUUAUCCGCCAGCCAAGAGCCUUAUUUGAGCCCAAAUCAGUCUCAAUCUACCUACAAACAACACCAAGACGACCUUGCACCACCAGAGGCACAUGAUGAUAUUACUCGAGAUGUCCCCAUUAGCGAUGAGAAAACCAAUAUUCUUUUCUUUCCUACGCCGGCCGUCGAUCUUUCGUACGUUUCAAAAGAGAUUAAGCAAAAAACAAAUCACUACACCCUGUUUUCUUUUCUUUUUACCCUAAUUAUCACUUGGAUUAUUUCCCACUCCAUUAUUCUUUCCACCAUCUUUCCCAUCACCGCCGCGUCUUGCAUUUUUUUAUGGAUGGAACACGUUCGCACUGUUGCUCAGGCCGCCGAAUGGGGCGCUGAACAGAAACGCGGUGAAUAUGCCCGUCUCAAUCUCAUACCUGAAAGUGCCGAAUGGAUGAAUGAUUUUUUAGGAAAAAUCUGGGGUCUCAUUAACCCAGAAAUUUUCUCCUCCAUCAUCGACCAAAUCGAAGAUGUUAUGGAAGCUUCCAUCCCUUCUUUUAUUGAAAACGUCCGAAUCGCAUCUUUUAGCCAGGGUUCUCAUCCAGUCCGUGUUAUCUCUAUUCGUUCGUUACCCGCCGACGAAACCCAGCACACUUUUAAAGAUCAUCAACAACCCAAAGAUGAACACAAAGAUGAACCAGAGCAGAAAGCAAAAAGAUAUUACAAUCUCGAAGUUUGUGUCGCUUACCAUGCGAUGCCUAUCGAAAGUACUUCUACAACAGCUCGUGCUUCCAAUCUACAUAUGCGCAUUGUUUUUUAUCCUGGUAUAAAAGGCACCGUUGGUAUCCCUCUCCCCAUCUGGGUUGAAAUUAAAGGUUUCGUAGCCAGAAUUCGUCUUCGUUGUGAGCUCAUGCCUGAGAUUCCUUUCUUGAAGAAUGUUACCUUUUCCCUGAUGGGCCUUCCACAAAUUCAUGUUGCUGCAGUUCCCGUUGCCGAAAACGGUCUUAACGUUCUCGGACUUCCUUUGAUUUCCAAAUUCGUUAAUGACUCCAUAGCAGCUGCGGCCAAUGAGUAUGUCAGUCCAAAGAAUAUGACCAUAGAUACGUCAAAAAUACUCCUAGGUGACGGCAUAAAAAAGGAAACCAGUGCCAUUGGGGUCAUUCACAUUCAUAUUCAGAAGGCGGAGGGUUUAAGCAAACAGGAUGUCAAUGGACUUUCCGAUGCCUAUAUCACCAUCAGUUAUUUUAAGUUUGGCAAACCAUUAUUUUGUACUCGAGUCGUAAAACAAGAUUUGAAUCCUGUUUGGAAUGAGCAUGCUAUAAUUGCCGUGUUCCCGGAACAUAUUAAAGCGGGUGAAAAAGUCUCCGUUGAACUUUGGGACAGUGAUCGCUUUAGUCCUGAUGAUGUGGUAGGACGUACCAAAAUUGAGUUGCAUACUUUGCUGCAGAAUCCGGAAAAAACUAUUGAUCGCUGCGAUGAACUUACUGGCAUUAGUGAGGAGACGUCUCUUCCUGGACAUAUAUAUUAUUCAAUUGCUUACUUUCCGAAAGCAGAUUUUAGAGAAGAGUUGAGAACUGGUGGACAUGAUGUUUCCAUUCCCCGCUUUCUCCGAGAAGAUCCUACUUUCCAGAAUCCUCAAGGGACUCUGAGUACAAAAGAAGAGGACGCCGUUGUUCACACAGCUCCAGAUUCAGAGUACCCAAGCGGCAUAUUGUCAUUCAUCAUUCAUCAGGCGGUUAACCUAGAAAUCACUCAUCCUAAAGGUACAUACGGAAAGGUCAAAGGAGCUUACAACAAUACUACACCUCAGCAGGUAGGAGAUACGAAGUCAGAAGAAGGUACAGACUUACCUUCUUCAUAUGUUUGUGUUGAUAUAAAUGAUAGUCUGGUUUAUAAAACAAGAACAAAGGUUUAUUCCUCAAAUCCCAUCUAUAAUGCUGGAAGUGAAAAAUUUAUUAGGGACUGGAGAAGCACGACUAUUUCUUUUACUGUUCGAAAUUUUCGACUUCGUGAACAUGAUUCUAUUCUGGGUACUGUAAACAUGCCAAUUGCUAAAACGUUGACGAGCUUUUCCCAACUCACCAAAUGGUAUCCGAUUGAAGGAGGAAUUGGAUUCGGUAGCAUUCGUUUAUCCAUUUUAUUCCGAAGUGUAAAACUUCAAAUCCCUCGAAAUUUAUUGGGAUGGGAUAUUGGUACCCUUGUAUUUAUUGAUAGGCGCUUGAUUGCUGAAGGUAUCCACAGUGUCUCAAAGGUUAACUUCUCUUAUGUAAGAAUUCAUGUUGGCGUGCUAAAAGGUACCGCAAAAUAUACCAACUCGGAUUCUCCGGAAAAAGUUGCUUGGGAUGUUCGUAGCGAUAAUUUGAGUAUGCCUCUCAAAAACCGUUAUAGCACGCCGUUAGUUUUUGAAUUUCGAAAUCAUCUUCGCAGGAAAAGCAAUGUUUUUGCAAUCCUAUGGCUUGUGGAUCUUGUGGACAACGAAGAAACGACUGUGCGUAUUCCCAUCUUUUUUAGUGCCAAACCUGCGCACGUCUUGCAGAACAUGAUUAACAUUAACGAUCCAGACAAGUAUUCAAAGCUCGAAAUUAUCGGUUAUUUGACGACUACUCUGAGCUUUCAACGUGGUUUAGGUGUUGCUCACGAAAGAUUAAUUAGUAGUGAUGAUGAUAGCGCCACUUUUGAGACGUAUAUGAGCUUGCGUUCUCAAGGAGCGCGAAAAGGAUACGUGAAGGACAUGAGUAAUCCUUUAUAUGACAAUUUACCUUGUCAUGAGGAUGAGCAUCCUGCAUCAAGAGUUAGUACUAUGGAAACAGCGGAUGAAAAUACCGAAAAUGAAAGUGAGGAAAACCCAAACCUGUUAGCACCGUCGAACUCAAAUCAAGCGAACGGAGUAGAACAGACCGUUACGCUUGAGAACAAUGAAUUUAAUUCGCAAACUACAGAUGGCCCUACUCGUGAUUUAAACCCUGACGAAAAGAUUUUUGAACGAGAAUUCAUCUCACUUGGUCAAGCAGCAAGCCAAAAUAAUAAUCAUACUCAAUCUUUAAACCAGUCAAAUGUUGCUAGACAAAGCAAGAAAGAAAACAAGAGAGGGUCUCAGGUCAUUGAUGACCAAGAUGCUGAAACAUUGAGCAGUGAAAUCUCCGGUGAUGAGCAAGAACGCAAGUUACUUCAUAGGGACGACAAUGAGCUGGAACGUCGUAUGCAUCGCGGAAUCUACAACUACAAAGCUGUACGUACGGGCAACUGGGUAAAAGACGGAGCGAAAAUGAGAUGGAGAAGUCUGAAAAAGCGCUUCAGCUUAAAUGGCCGUGAGCCAGAUGUGGAAACAGAAAUCCCUAAAUAAAUUCAAAAACAAAACCUACAACAUUUCACGGUUUAUGAAUUCUUCUCAUGAUGUUAUGACUGCAAAAUCUAGAAAGCAUUUACGAUUACAAAUGAAAUGGACAACUAUAAGUUUUUAAUCUCAUUAAUGUAGGUACCUUAUUUACUCUUCCUUACUAUUUAACCUCUUCAGCAAGUAUAUUGGGUACACUGUAAUUUGACUUACACAUUAUUUAUUUUGUGAUAUUUCGAUGAUAGUGUUAUUUCAAAUAUCAUAUUGAAACAUUUCGAUGAUUUCCCGAACUGAUGAAAAAACCAGUCCCAGUAAGUCUUAGGGUAGGGUUUAUAUGAUACAGAACAGACACGAAAUUUUUGGGUUGCGAAACACAACCAGAACCAACCACGCCC